AUGGCGUUCAGCAAAGGAUUUCGGAUCUAUCACAAAUUGGAUCCCCCACCUUUCAGCCUCAUAGUGGAAACCAGGCACAAGGAAGAAUGUCUCAUGUUCGAGUCUGGGGCUGUAGCGGUGCUCUCAUCAGCAGAAAAAGAGGCAAUCAAGGGUACAUACUCCAAAGUUCUAGAUGCCUAUGGACUUUUAGGUGUUUUACGAUUAAAUCUUGGUGAUAUUAUGUUACAUUAUCUGGUCCUAGUCACUGGAUGUAUGUCUGUUGGGAAAAUUCAAGAAUCUGAAGUUUUCCGAGUUACUUCCACUGAAUUUAUGUCACUGCGAGUUGAUUCUUCGGACGAGGAUCGCAUUUCGGAAGUGCGAAAAGUUUUAAAUUCAGGAAACUUUUAUUUUGCAUGGUCUGCAUCCGGAGUCAGUUUGGAUCUGAGUCUUAAUGCCCACCGUAGCGUGCAAGAACACACAACUGAUAAUAGAUUUUUCUGGAAUCAGUCUUUGCACUUGCAUCUCAAGCACUACGGUGUGAAUUGUGACGACUGGUUAUUACGCCUCAUGUGUGGAGGAGUAGAAAUCAGAACAAUUUAUGCUGCUCAUAAACAGGCAAAGGCUUGCCUCAUUUCCAGACUGAGCUGUGAACGAGCUGGGACCAGGUUUAACGUCCGGGGAACAAAUGAUGAUGGUCACGUCGCCAAUUUUGUAGAAACAGAACAGGUUGUGUAUUUAGAUGACUCUGUUUCUUCCUUCAUACAAAUCCGGGGAUCUGUCCCAUUGUUCUGGGAGCAACCAGGAUUGCAGGUGGGAUCCCAUCGUGUUCGUAUGUCAAGGGGAUUUGAAGCCAAUGCACCCGCUUUUGACAGGCAUUUUAGGACACUUAAGAAUUUGUAUGGUAAACAAAUAAUAGUAAAUCUGCUUGGAUCUAAGGAAGGUGAACAUAUGCUAAGUAAGGCUUUCCAGAGUCAUCUGAAAGCUUCUGAACAUGCUGCUGAUAUCCAGAUGGUGAAUUUUGACUAUCAUCAAAUGGUUAAAGGAGGAAAGGCAGAAAAAUUACAUAGUGUUCUUAAACCUCAAGUCCAAAAGUUUCUGGAUUAUGGAAUUUUUCAUUUUGAUGGAAGUGAAGUUCAAAGGUGCCAGAGUGGUACAGUUCGAACAAACUGCUUGGAUUGUCUUGACAGAACAAAUAGUGUGCAGGCAUUCCUUGGAUUAGAGAUGCUGACUAAACAGUUGGAAGCUCUUGGUUUAGCUGAAAAGCCUCAGUUGGUGACUCGCUUUCAAGAAGUUUUUCGAUCAAUGUGGUCUGUGAAUGGUGAUUCAAUAAGUAAGAUUUAUGCAGGAACUGGAGCCCUUGAAGGAAAGGCUAAGGCUGGAAAGUUAAAAGAUGGUGCUCGUUCAGUUAGUAGAACAAUUCAGAAUAACUUCUUUGACAGCUCCAAGCAAGAAGCAAUUGAUGUUUUGCUCCUGGGAAAUACUCUAAAUAGUGAUUUAGCUGACAAAGCUCGAGCCCUUUUAACUACUGGAAGUUUGCGUGUUUCUGAACAGACAUUACAGUCAGCAUCUUCUAAAGUCCUAAAGAGCAUGUGCGAGAAUUUCUACAAGUAUUCAAAGCCCAAGAAAAUUCGAGUAUGUGUGGGCACCUGGAACGUGAAUGGCGGAAAGCAGUUUCGCAGCAUAGCUUUUAAGAAUCAGACCCUUACGGACUGGCUUCUUGAUGCCCCCAAGUUAGCUGGCAUCCAGGAGUUUCAAGAUAAAAGAAGUAAACCAAUGGAUAUAUUUGCAAUUGGUUUUGAGGAAAUGGUAGAGUUGAAUGCUGGAAACAUUGUGAAUGCAAGCACAACAAAUCAGAAACUCUGGGCUGUGGAACUUCAGAAGACCAUCUCCAGAGACAACAAGUAUGUACUGCUGGCCUCUGAGCAGUUGGUGGGCGUCUGUCUGUUUGUUUUUAUCAGACCACAGCAUGCUCCAUUCAUCAGGGAUGUUGCGGUUGAUACUGUGAAAACUGGAAUGGGAGGCGCAACUGGAAAUAAGGGAGCAGUUGCAAUACGAAUGCUGUUCCACACCACAAGCCUCUGCUUUGUCUGCAGCCACUUCGCUGCAGGACAGUCCCAAGUCAAAGAACGAAAUGACGAUUUUGUAGAAAUAGCUCGGAAGUUGAGUUUUCCAAUGGGAAGGCUGCUCUUCUCCCAUGACUAUGUGUUUUGGUGUGGUGAUUUCAACUACCGAAUCGAUCUCCCUAAUGAGGAAGUGAAAGAGCUUAUCAGACAGCAAAACUGGGAUUCUCUUAUUGCAGGAGAUCAGCUUAUCAAUCAGAAAAACGCUGGACAGAUUUUUAGAGGAUUUUUAGAAGGAAAAGUGACCUUUGCUCCAACGUAUAAAUAUGACUUGUUUUCUGAUGACUACGAUACUAGUGAAAAGUGCCGCACCCCUGCAUGGACAGACCGUGUCCUCUGGAGAAGACGGAAGUGGCCUUUUGAUAGAUCAGCUGAAGAUUUAGAUCUCCUAAAUGCUAGUUUUCAAGAUGAAAGCAAAAUCCUCUACACGUGGACUCCUGGCACUUUGCUGCACUACGGAAGGGCCGAGCUAAAGACUUCUGACCAUAGGCCUGUCGUUGCCCUGAUCGAUAUUGAUAUAUUUGAAGUUGAAGCUGAAGAGAGGCAAAACAUUUAUAAGGAAGUAAUCGCAGUUCAGGGUCCACCGGAUGGCACGGUGCUGGUCUCAAUCAGGAGCUCUUUACCGGAAAAUAAUUUUUUCAACGAUGCUUUGAUUGAUGAGCUUUUACAGCAGUUUACAAAUUUUGGUGAAGUUAUACUCAUAAGAUUUGUGGAAGAUAAAAUGUGGGUUACGUUUUUGGAGGGAAGCUCUGCCUUGAGUGUUCUGAACCUGAGUGGGAAAGAGUUAUUGGGUAGGACUAUAACAAUUACUUUAAAAAGUCCAGACUGGAUCAAAACUUUGGAAGAAGAAAUGAGCUUAGAGAAAAUCAACGUCCCCUUGCCAUCAUCAACCAGCUCAACCCUCCUAGGUGAAGACGCAGAGGUCACUGCCGACUUCGAUAUGGAAGGUGAUGUGGAUGACUAUAGUGCUGAGGUAGAGGAGAUCCUUCCUCAGCAUCUCCAGCCAUCUUCCAGUUCUGGCCUUGGCACGUCCCCCGGUUCUUCACCCCGGACCAGUCCCUGCCAGUCACCUACCAUAUCAGAGGGACCCGUGCCUUCCCUCCCAGUAAGACCAAGUCGAGCUCCGUCCAGAACACCCGGGCCCCCUGCUUCACAAAAUUCUCCUGUAGACGCCCUGCCGGCGACACAGCUACAGCAGAAAGAGUCUUCCCAGACCCUGGAACCCAAGCGGCCUCCCCCUCCCCGCCCGGUUGCUCCUCCCGCACGUCCAGCUCCCCCACAACGACCGCCUCCGCCUUCAGGGGCUAGGAGUCCUGCACCUGCUAGAAAAGAGUUUGGAGGUGGAGCCCCUCCCAGUCCGGGGGUAGCUAGGCGAGAGAUGGAAGCACCCAAAAGCCCUGGAACAACACGGAGAGAUAAUCUAGGACGCAGCCAGCCUCCACCUCAAGCCGGACUGCCAGGCCCGGGACUUGCCGGACACAGUGCAGCCAGACCGAUUAUUCCACCCCGUGCUGGAGUCAUCAGCGCCCCCCAGAGCCAUGCACGGGCAUCUGCUGGGAGACUGACUCCUGAAAGCCAAAGCAAACCCUCAGAAGUACAGAAAGGGCCAGCUCUUCUUCCCGAACCCCUGAAGCCUCAGGCCGCCCUUCCUGUGCCGUCUUCUCUGCCGCCACCUCUUCAGAAGAUGCAGGAGCCUCUCAUCCCGGUGGCCGCACCUCUGACCCAGGCUGCCCCGCAGCCCAGCCUGGAAACGCCCCCACAGCCGCCCCCUCGGAGCAGGUCGUCCCACAGCUUGCCUUCUGAACCUCCGGCGCAGCCGCAGGUGAAAACAAACGGAGUCUCCACCGUCAGACUGGACUCGCCAUUAAAGAGUGACCCAUUUGAAGACUUGUCAUUGAACCUGCUUGCUGUAUCAAAGGCUCAGCCAUCUGUUCACACCCCAAACCCAAGGGGGUUGACGCCAUUGCCUUCUGCAACCCCAAGUAACACAAACACUCUGAGUUCUGUAAGCUGCAUGCCGACAAUGCCUCCAAUUCCAGCCCGGAGUAUAUCCCAGGAAAACAUGCGACGUUCCCCAAAUCCAUUCAUCCCAAGCUCAAGCAGCACAAAUCCUUUUACUGACGGGACUGCCGUUCCCGGAAACCCAUUUCGAGCUGAGUCUCAAGAAUCAGAGGCCACUUCAUGGUUCUCCAAAGAAGAGCCUGUUGCUCAGAGUCCAUUCUCUUCGCUGAGGCCUCUGGAUCAGAACAGUAGCAAGCCUUCAUCCUCCCUGGAUGGGUUUAAGGACAGUUUUGAUCCGCAGGGCCCGCCUGCACUAACAGUCAGCAACCCCAAAGGAUGGGUAACCUUCGAGGAGGAAGAGGACUUUGGUGUGACAGGGAAGUCAGGGUCCACUCGUCCAGAUGUUUUCCUGGGUAAGCAGCCGAGCUCAUCUCCUGGCUCCAAGGUGACGCUUGGUGAUGACUGGGGUAGAAGUACCAAUGUGUCUUUCUGUGUGUUGCCAGCAAGAAGACCACCCCCACCGCCUGUCCCUCUGCUCCCACCUGGCACCACCCCUCCCGCAGACCCUUUCACAGCCCUGGCCUCUAAGGCAUCACCGACACUAGACUUGACAGAAAGAUAA
This is a messenger RNA of Rangifer tarandus platyrhynchus (Svalbard reindeer), 4722 nucleotides long. NCBI's taxonomy places the organism in Eukaryota, Metazoa, Chordata, Mammalia, Artiodactyla, Cervidae. The record is from the annotation of a GenBank genome assembly.